CGCUUAGUGAUGACGCGUGCAGGUGGGCGCCUCCCUGCCAGACCCUGGUCCGCUCUGGAUGUGCGCAAAGGGAGUACAGGACACCUGGGAGCCGAGGGGGACACCCACACCGGGCUGGAUGCGGUAAUUGGGGCAGCGUGAAAGCCAGUAAGAAGGAUGGCUGGAGUUUUUGACAUCGACCUGGAGUCUGAGGACCCGAGUGAUGCAGAGGACGAGGUGUGUGACUUCACCAUGGCAGAGGUCGAGCCUGAGCAGACGGAGGAAGUGGAGCUCACCGGCAGCAGCGUGGACAGGGAGAGGGUCGGCCCCGAGUGCUUCGAGCUGCUCACGGUCCUGGGCAAGGGUGCCUAUGGCAAGGUGUUCCAAGUAAGGAAGGUGCAGGGUGCUCAGACUGGGAAGAUAUUCGCCAUGAAAGUGCUGAAAAAGGCCAAGAUUGUGUGCAAUGCGAAGGACACAGCUCACACCAGAGCCGAGCGCGAGGUCCUGGAGACCAUCAGGCACCCUUUUAUCGUGGACCUGCUCUAUGCCUUUCAGACUGGCGGCAAGCUCUACCUUAUUCUGGAGUGUUUGAGCGGUGGGGAGCUAUUCAUGCAGCUGGAGAAGGAGGGCAUUUUCAUGGAGGACACAGCCUGCUUCUACCUGGGGGAGAUCACCCUAGCUCUGGGACACCUGCACUCUCACGGGAUCAUAUACAGAGACCUGAAGCCUGAGAACAUCAUGCUGGACUAUCAAGGCCACAUCAAGCUGACCGAUUUCGGCCUCUGCAAGGAGUCUAUUCACGAUGAGGCCGUCACACACACCUUCUGUGGGACCAUAGAGUAUAUGGCUCCAGAGAUCCUGACGCGCUUGGGACACAAUAAGGCAGUGGACUGGUGGAGUUUGGGAGCGCUGAUGUUCGAUAUGAUGACAGGCUCGCCCCCAUUUACGGCAGAGAACAGGAAGAAGACCAUUGAUAAGAUCCUGAAGUGUAAACUGAACCUGCCUCCCUACCUCACCCUGGAUGCCAGGGACCUGAUUAAAAAGCUGUUGAAGAAGAGUCCGGUGCAGAGGCUGGGCUCCAGCAAGGCAGACUGUGCUGACAUUAAGAAACAUCCCUUUUUCAGACACAUCGACUGGGACGACCUGCUGAAUAAACGUGUGGAACCUCCUUACAAACCCAGUCUGCAGUCGGAGGAGGACGUCAGCCAGUUCGACAGCCGCUUCACACGGCAGACUCCGGUGGAUAGCCCUGAUGACACAUCCCUGAGCCAGAGCGCCGAGCACGCCUUCGCGGGCUUUACCUACGUGGCCCCCUCGGUGCUGGAGAGCUUAAAGGAAGGCUUCUCCUUCGAGCCCAAGACUCGGCCCGUACGCAGGGUCAGCAGCAGCCCGCACACGCCUGUCAGCCCCCUGAAAUUCACCCUGGCCGAACCAUUCAAGUGUAGCGCUGAUGGGGAGAUGAGGACACCUUACGAGGCGACGCCCCAAGCCAGUGACAACUGCGCCUCUCAGCCAAUCAGGACCCCAGGCCGUGCUAAGAAGAAGAAGAAAGGGCACAGAUGAGUGCAGUAGAAGCGGAACGUGCCCGGGGUGGGACGCCACAGAUUCCCCACUCACCAGCGUGCGGGCGUGACCACCUUCAGCGUGAGGGUCUUAACACCAUCAACCUGAGGGCGUCGACACCUUCAGCGUUAGGGUGUCUACACCUUCAGCGUGAGGGUCUUAACAAUGUCAGACUGUGGACUUCAACACCUUCAGCCUGACAGCGUCAACACCUUCAGCGUGAGGUCGUGGACGCCUUCAGCGUGGGGGCGUUGACAUCUUCACCGUGAUGGUUUUAAAACCUUCAGCAUGCACCACCAGCAUGGGGGGUGUCAACGUAUGGAGUCGCUGCUAAAAUUUCUGCAUUCAAUGUUUAUUAUUAAAGUACUAUUUCUUUCCAAGUAGGGCAGUAAUUGUCAGAGGGGUGUAUAGGUGGUAAUGGGGUUGCGGCUGUAAUUUGAGUUCCGGCUCAUCUGCUAAUGUCUGCUCUCUGGUGGACCUCCACUGCUGGGACCAGAGCGAAGGGCCUGAAGAGCUGAUUAUUAUACAGAAGAACCUCUCUUGCUGGCCUUGUGUGGGUGUGCUGUUCCUGCUGCGUGUGCGUGCGUGUGUGUGUGUGUGUGUGUACCAGUAUGGGUUAUCGAUCACAUUCUUAGUUAAUGAUCUCUGUCAGCCUGCCAGCACCAGCCGGGGUAAAAUCCACUGGGGUGAGCAGAACGAUGCCCAUGUGGCCUUCGGCCAUCGCAAGGGUAAAGAGAGCAGCAGUGGCUGACCGUGUGACCUCCUCCCAGCAGAGUCAUGCGUGAUUCUUCCUGUAACAUGGAUAAUGAACUGUUGGCAAACCAUUUUAGCGUGUGUAUGGUGUGUUGGACUGUAUGAAUGACAGCAGUGAAACAGUUUGAAAUUUUGUCUGUUAUAAACGUGAUGGGUUUGGAGAUCUACGUUUACGAUGGGCUGUGGUGUAGAGAUUUGCCACACGAUUCAUCCAGAAAGACGCUGGUCUCCAGGCUCAGUGGCCUUGUUUGGUUUGGGCUGGUACAGUACUUUUCACCUCACCCAUUGCAGUAAUCAUCUUACGAUGUUUCAGAACCUCUGAUCUUGAGCCCUGCUGGAUGCUGAUACAACUUCAUGCUGCGAUUUCCUUUUUUUCUGAAGUACAGUCUUUGUUAACAUAUAUCUACUGUAAGUCAAAUCUGAAAUAAUGGGACGACAGUCACUGAAAUCUACCUUAAGUAACAUUGCUGAAUGAGUGUUUUUUUCUAAAUGAUCAUAAAAGUGUGGUUUCAGGUGAAUUUACUGUUUUGGAAGUGGUGUUUCCAUCUAAACAGUGUUUCCGUGUUUUCAUUUGAUCUCGGUGCUCUUACGGACUGAGGUUCGGUUUGAGGUGGCAUUACGCCCUCUAGAGGCAGUCUCCAAGGGAGAGCUUGGUGCCAAAUGAGCUCCGCCCAAAUUUGUGCUUGCCCAAUAGGAGCCAAGCCCCUGUGUUGAAGGGUGUGUCUCUCCUCUGACCCUAACUGUGCUAGCCUUCCAGUACAGAGUACAGUCCCACGUGCCUUGUGAGCUGCUAUUGUUUCACAGGAGGGUAAAUUAGGACAUCAGCCCAUCCAAACAGGUGGGGGUGACUAAGUACAGCAGGGGGGGUGUGGGCUUUGAUAUCACCUCAGUUCACAUCACUGAAGACCUCAGGUGCACUUACUCAUUGUGGCUAGUUGGUAAAGCCAGGCCUUCAUUUCAGAAACUUGCAUAUUGUCCUACAAAGCAGGAAGUGAGGGCCUUGCCAUUGGCCCCCAAACCACCCCCUGCCCUUUCAGAUCAUGAAGAGGGCCAAGAAGAAGGUCCUUAGCAGAUGGUUUUCAGAAAUUAGUGCUGACCCAACCCAGAGUGUCUGAGGAGCACUGGGAGAAAGACCCUGGACAACCAUUAAAGACAGAGAACCUCUGUUAGCAUGAGUGUGACUGUUCAGUAUCUGGCUUCAAUUGAUAUCAAUAAAUGGGUGGAAUUCA
Molecule: messenger RNA, 3524 nt
Organism: Paramormyrops kingsleyae
Lineage: Eukaryota; Metazoa; Chordata; Actinopteri; Osteoglossiformes; Mormyridae
Product: ribosomal protein S6 kinase beta-2-like
Biological process (GO): protein phosphorylation; signal transduction
Molecular function (GO): ATP binding; protein serine/threonine kinase activity
Source: RefSeq, a predicted model, not a curated record